Cyphellophora europaea CBS 101466 is the source of this 474-nucleotide messenger RNA. RefSeq names its product SUMO-conjugating enzyme ubc9. Bases 1 to 474 code for a protein of 157 amino acids. Lineage: Eukaryota; Fungi; Ascomycota; Eurotiomycetes; Chaetothyriales; Cyphellophoraceae. The record is from RefSeq and is a predicted model, not a curated record. Gene Ontology annotation, biological process: protein sumoylation. The transcript is spliced from 2 exons. Gene Ontology annotation, cellular component: nucleus. Gene Ontology annotation, molecular function: SUMO conjugating enzyme activity.
AUGUCUCUCUGCCAAUCUCGCCUUACGGAGGAGCGCAAGCAAUGGCGCCGCGAGCACCCCUUCGGUUUCUUCGCGAAGCCCGUGAGAACCACCACCGGCGUUGUCGAUCUCAAGACCUGGGAUGUCGGUAUUCCUGGACGCGAAAAGACCAUCUGGGAAGGCGGACUUUUCAAACUCACCCUCACCUUUCCAGACGAGUACCCCACCAAGCCGCCAAAAUGCAAAUUCGUUCCUCCUCUCUUCCACCCCAACGUCUACCCGUCUGGCACUGUCUGUCUCUCGAUUCUCAACGAAGAGGAAGGCUGGAAGCCCGCCAUCACCAUCAAGCAGAUUCUGUUAGGCAUUCAGGAGCUGCUAAACGAGCCUAACCCCGAGUCGCCGGCUCAGGCCGACGCCUACAAUCUGUUCAAGAAGGAUCGGGCUGCGUACGAGCGUAAGAUCAAGAGCAUCGUCAAGGAGAACCCCGUGCCGUGA